Setaria italica (foxtail millet) is the source of this 1602-nucleotide messenger RNA. RefSeq names its product transcription initiation factor IIA subunit 1. The coding region runs from base 157 to 1320 and encodes 387 amino acids. Lineage: Eukaryota; Viridiplantae; Streptophyta; Magnoliopsida; Poales; Poaceae. The record is from RefSeq and is a predicted model, not a curated record. The transcript is spliced from 11 exons. Gene Ontology annotation, cellular component: transcription factor TFIIA complex. Gene Ontology annotation, biological process: transcription by RNA polymerase II; transcription initiation at RNA polymerase II promoter.
GCCACCGGAUGCAAACCUAUUUAUAUUCUCUCCUUAAUUCCCCAUCUCUCUCGUCCGCCUGCGCUUCCUCCUCCGCAUCCCCUCCUCUUCUCCGACGUCUUCCCCUCGCAUCCGGCCGCCGAAACCCUAACCCUAGCCGUCACCUCCGCCGCCGCUAUGGCGAGCAGCAACGUCUCCACCGUCUACAUCUCCGUCAUCGAUGACGUCAUCUCCAAGGUUCGCGAGGAUUUCAUCACCUACGGAGUCGGCGACGCCGUCCUCAACGAGCUUCAGGCUCUCUGGGAGAUGAAGAUGCUGCACUGCGGCGCAAUCUCGGGGAACAUCGACCGCACCAAGGCAGUCGGCGCGUCCACUGGAGGCACCGCCGGAGCGACCCCUCCCGUGCACGACCUCAACGUGCCCUACGAGGCCACAUCCGAGGAGUACGCCACCCCGACAGCUGACAUGCUAUUCCCACCGACGCCGCUGCAGACCCCGAUUCAGACUCCUUUGCCAGGGACGGAUGCAGGGAUGUACAACAUACCUACUGGCCCUUCUGAUUAUGCACCAUCACCAAUCAGCGAUGUCAGAAACGGGAUGGUGAUUAAUGGGGCGGAUCCAAAAACUGGCCGCCCGAGCCCCUACAUGCCACCACCUUCCCCUUGGAUGAACCAGAGGCCACUUGGUGUUGAUGUGAAUGUUGCGUAUGUGGAGGGCCGUGAGGAUCCUGACAGGGGUGUGCAGCCUCAGCCACUGACUCAGGAUUUUCUGAUGAUGUCUUCUGGAAAACGUAAGAGGGAUGAGUAUCCUGGUCAGCUCCCUUCUGGUUCUUUUGUACCACAACAAGAUGGAAGUGCAGAUCAGAUAGUAGAAUUUGCUGUGUCAAAGGAGAAUGCACACCAACUUUGGAGUUCCAUCAUGAACAAACAAGAAACAUCAACCAAGUCAGUCACUCCAGUUAUUCCGCAGCGUGAUGGGAUUCAAGAUGACUAUAAUGAUCAAUUUUUCUUCCCAGGAGUUCCAACUGAAGAUUAUAAUACCCCUGGAGAAUCUGCGGAGUAUCGUGCUCCCACACCUGCUGUUGCAACACCAAAACCAAGAAAUGAUGAAGGGGAUGAUGAUGAUGAACCUCCUCUUAAUGAAGACGACGACGACGACGACGAGUUAGAUGACCUCGAGCAAGGGGAGGAUGAACCAAACACACAACAUCUUGUACUUGCACAAUUUGACAAAGUGACGAGGACAAAGAAUCGUUGGAAGUGCACUUUGAAGGAUGGAAUCAUGCAUUUGAAUGGCAGAGAUGUUCUAUUUAACAAGGCGACGGGGGAGUUUGAUUUUUAAUUUUUUGGAUCAUUUAGAAGCUUCUGUAUGGACAUAUGUCUUUGACAUAAGGACGGGGAGGUGACAAAAGUCUUCUUGGUGAGGUCCAGGCAGUAUGACAUUGCGCCGUGUUUUUCUGUUGAGGCUUUGCUUCGUCCAGUAGGUUUGUCACCGCAACUGUUAUCGCUGUAAAAAUGUUACUGCUGGGACUACUGCGUAGACAUUUUGCUAAGAUGAUCUCUUAAAGCCUAUGCGGAACUAUAUUAUCUGAUUUAUGCUAGAUAUACAUUUUCUUUAAGACUA